CUUCUUAUAAUCAUGUGUUCUAUUGUGAAGGUCUAAAGAAUGUUAUAUUGAGGAUCUUUAUUCUUAUAUCGUUGUGAAAAACUAAAGUUUAUGAUCGGAAGGAUCUAAGAAUCGUUCUCAGAGGGAUCGAGAUUUUUAUUGCAGUUUUUUGGCUCAAAAUCAAGUCUCCUUUAAAACAGCUGUUUUUUUUCAAUAUCUUCCUUCCUUCAGCUGUGUUAUGGCUUACUUCUAGACACGAAUAAUGACGAUCAAUGAUAAUCAAAUGGAAAACUUUAACACCGUCUCUUCGCAAGAAGAAACUUCCUCCAUUGAUGGCCGAGAAGGUUCAAGUCAGCUACCCCUUGUGGUUUUACAGCUUCGCGACAGGGCACAAGAAGCUGCAAAUCAAUACGAGGAAGAAGAUUUCUUCCCUCUUUCUUCGUCUAAAUAUCGUUAUUGCAAAUGGCACGAGCUGGAUGAGAUCGAUGUUAAAGGGAACAUGUUGCGUUCUCCUCGAGUCAGGAAAGCUCCUAAAGGUUAUAAGGCAGAGACAAUGCGGAAGAUUCAGCUAGAAGAGGAAAUGGGAGACUCAGAUGAUGAGGAUGACAGACGACUACUGCAUGUACCGGUGCGGAAUAGACCCAAACGAACACAUAAUUACAGAAAUAAAAUGGAAAAUUGGGAAAAUGCCGAGUCUGUGAAUUUAUCAUUUCAAGAUUUGGGACAUCCAUUUCAGAAGAAAGAAUUUCUUCGUGUUCUCAGACGACUUAUACGAUGUGAACAAAUUCAAUUAAUAGAAGACUCGUUAACAGAUUUAAGUACUGUAUUUCUUCCCAGAUGUAAACAGUUAUUCUUGCAGAGAAAUUUCAUAAGUGAUCUUAAGAAACUUCCCAGAACACCCAUGCUGGAACACUUGUCACUUCAACAAAAUAACAUUGAAUCUUUACAAGGACUAGAAAUACUCAAUGAUACAUUAAUAAAAUCAUUAACACUGAAAGGAAACCCGGUAGAGUUGAAACCAAACUACAGACAACAGGUGUUCAGGAUUCUUCCUAAUCUCAGGUUACUUGAUGGUACCCCCAAGCUAGAAAGUGACAUUGACAAUUCCUUACCUGCGAUGGUGACGAAGACCUGUAUUGUAUCAUAGCAAAAGGACAAAUAUCAUCAUCAAUUUAUAUUAACAUUUAUUUGGUAAUCAUUAGGUUCAUUGAACAACAAAGUCAUGACAAAAACACAGAUAGACAUAAUAGAAAUAUAGAGACAUUUUGAGUUUCAGUUCAGAAAGCCUUCUCAAAAGAUUAUCUAAAAUUUGCAAUGGGGGCCUUUUUUAGAAUUUCGUAGUAGAAGCAUGCAAAAUAAUCAUUGUAAAUAUGUAUAUAUACAAAAUUAUAUAUUUAUAUGAAUCAAAACUUUUGUAAAGAUGAUACACAAAGGUAAUAAUGCAAUGAUUUUUCCUUCUUCAUUGUAAAU
Messenger RNA from Actinia tenebrosa (Australian red waratah sea anemone), 1449 nucleotides. RefSeq lists its product as uncharacterized. Gene Ontology annotation, molecular function: protein binding. Lineage: Eukaryota; Metazoa; Cnidaria; Anthozoa; Actiniaria; Actiniidae. The record is from RefSeq and is a predicted model, not a curated record.